UCACAUAAAUAAGAUAGCAAGCCACCUUUUUACAUCUGCAAACUAAAGGUUUUUUCAUCUGAAUUUCUCAACUGCAAACGUCGAACCAUGCCUGGAAAAGUCGCAUCCAAGAAGGGAGAGAAGAAGGCUGCCGUGAAGAGCAAGCCCGCUGGAGAGAAGAAGACCCGAAGAAAGUCUCGCAAAGAGAGCUACUCUAUCUACAUCUACAAAGUCCUGAAGCAAGUCCACCCCGACACUGGUAUCUCUUCCAAGGCCAUGAGCAUCAUGAACUCGUUUGUGAAUGACAUAUUCGAGAGAGUUGCCACUGAAGCUUCCCGACUGGCUCACUACAACAAGAAGCACACCAUCUCGAGCAGGGAAAUCCAGACUGCUGUCAGACUUCAUCUCCCUGGAGAGCUGUCCAAGCAUGCUGUAUCUGAGGGCACCAAGGCUGUCACCAAGUACACCAGUAGCAAAUAAAUAUCUCAUCUCAAACGGCUUUUCUAAAAGCCACCACUAUUGUCAAAAUGUUUCACCUUCCACAAGUCAUGUUCUCUUUUAUAUUCUGUUUGUAUAUUGAAUUCUGAUACGUACAUGUAUAUAAAACAAUGGUGCAUACCAUUUCUUCAAUAAAUGAACUAAUGUUUUAUAAGUCA
Messenger RNA from Halichondria panicea, 635 nucleotides. RefSeq names its product late histone H2B.2.1-like. Gene Ontology annotation, molecular function: structural constituent of chromatin; protein heterodimerization activity; DNA binding. The record is from RefSeq and is a predicted model, not a curated record. The coding region runs from base 88 to 459 and encodes 123 amino acids. Gene Ontology annotation, cellular component: nucleosome. NCBI's taxonomy places the organism in Eukaryota, Metazoa, Porifera, Demospongiae, Suberitida, Halichondriidae. The transcript has a single exon.